CAAAGAAGGAUACAUGGAACACAGGGAAAUGGACUGCUCUUCAUCAGGUGCUUUGGUAAUUUUUUUUUCGGUCACUUCGCGAGUCCGGUUCCUGUGGGAUCCUUUGGUCGUCAUGGCAGCCUCACCCCCGUUGUUCCUCCUGCUGGUCAGCCUCAUGGGAGCUCUGGCCGUCUCCCCUGUACCCCUUGACCUCCGCACUGCCGCAGCCAUGGCGGCAGGUCUGUGCAACACCCGUCCAACAGACCUGGUGUUCAUUGUGGACAGCAGCAGGAGUGUGCGUCCGUCAGAGUUUGAGCAGGUCAAGGUGUUCCUGGCCAAGGUCAUUGAGGGACUGGACGUCGGGCCCGAUGCCACCCGGGUCGGAGUGGUCAACUAUGCCAGCCGCGUCAAGAACGAGGUGUCUCUCAAGACACACAAGACCAAGGCCGGUCUGGUGAAGGCUGUGUCAAAGGUCGAGCCCCUGUCCACUGGCACCAUGACCGGUCUGGCCAUCCAGUUUGCCCUCAAUGUAGCUUUCAGUGAAGCAGAGGGAGCUCGCAUCAAGUCUCCUGGCAUCAGCAAGGUGGCCAUCAUCGUGACCGACGGCCGUCCUCAGGACAAUGUGAAGGACGUGGCAAAGCGAGCCCGGGAUGCCGGCAUCGAGCUGUACGCCAUCGGAGUCGGGCGCGUGGACCUGAACACCCUGAGGCAAAUUGCCAGCGAUCCACUGGACGACCAUGUAGACUACGUCGAGAGCUACUCCGUCAUCGAGAAACUCACCAAGAAGUUCCAGGAGGCGUUCUGUGACACAGUGGCGGACCUGUGUGCCACUGGUGACCAUGACUGUCAGCAGGUAUGCAUCAGCGCACCAGGUUCAUUCAAGUGUGCCUGCAAGGAGGGCUUCGAUCUACAAGAGGAUGGCAAGAGCUGCAGAGCCUGUGGAAGUACAGCCACAGAUGUGGUGUUCCUGAUUGACGGUUCUAAGAGUGUGCGUCCAGAGAACUUUGAGCUGGUCAAGAAGUGGAUCAACCAGAUUGUGGACAAAAUGGACGUUUCAGAGAACAAGGCUCACGUCGGACUGGUCCAGUACUCCAGCACUGUCAAACAGGAGUUCCCUCUGGGUCAAUACAACAACAAGAAGGAUGUAAAGGACGCAGUGAAGAAGAUGGCGUACAUGGAGAGAGGGACCAUGACAGGCCAGGCCCUGCGCUUCCUGACCGACACCAGCUUCUCUCCAGCCAGCGGAGCACGGCCUGGGAUCACCAAGGUCGGCAUUGUCUUCACCGACGGACGUAGCCAGGACUACAUUGGAGACGCCGCCAAGAAAGCAAAGGAGCAAGGCUUUAAGAUGUAUGCCGUCGGUGUGGGUAAUGCUGUGGAGAAUGAGCUGAGGGAGAUAGCAUCAGAGCCAACAGGGGAACACUACUUCUACACCGCAGAUUUCAAAGCCAUGACAGCCAUCGCUAAUAAGCUGCAGAUCAACUUCUGCCCAGAGGAGGACCCAUGUGAAUGUGAGUCCAUCGUUAAGUUCCAGAAGAAAGUAGAAGACGCCCUACAGGCACUAACGAAAAAACUGGAGGGCGUGUCGAAAAGGAUCGCUGCGCUGGAGAACAAGAUUGUCUGAAGACACAAACACAAACAAACACAUCCCACUCCAAAUACCCCUCACUUCACAACCCGUUUUUUUUACUUCCUGUUGUGUCUCAAGAAGAGCCUAUGUCCCCUGACCUCUGAGCUUUGACCCAGGCCUUUCCGCUCUGGUCGUACCUCUCUUUCUGCCUCACCUUGUCUAUCACUGGGUUCCCUGGACAUAUGGCACCGGACGCUCUGAUAGCCUGUUUUCUGUGUACGCUCCUGAGCUCCCCCCUUAGGCAGCCUGUGGGUGCACCCUGUAAAUUCUUCCCUCAUAGGGAACCAGUGUUUGUACCCGGAAUGGUUGUAUCUUUAAAGUGGCCUGUACAUGCACACAACAGAGUUUCACAUCGUAGGCAGCCUGUGGGUGCACCCUGUAAAGUCUUCCCCAAAGGGAACAUACCUUGUCACCUCCAGGGGAAUAGUACAUCAAUAGUACAUUCCAUUUAUCUUUUUGUAAUAUUUCUCUACCUCCCUGCAUCUCCCCUGACUCAUCUCUGUACUCCCCAAUUCUCACCACACAAAGGUAUCUAUUAUUUUGUAUGGAAUAUAUAUAUAAAGGUAAUUUAAUAUAAGAGUGGCCUUAAAGGUACUGUACAUGUG
This is a messenger RNA of Esox lucius (northern pike), 2214 nucleotides long. RefSeq names its product matrilin 1 (gene matn1). The transcript has 11 exons. The record is from RefSeq and is a predicted model, not a curated record. NCBI's taxonomy places the organism in Eukaryota, Metazoa, Chordata, Actinopteri, Esociformes, Esocidae. Bases 14 to 1603 code for a protein of 529 amino acids. Gene Ontology annotation, molecular function: calcium ion binding.